Molecule: messenger RNA, 1547 nt
Organism: Fusarium odoratissimum NRRL 54006
Lineage: Eukaryota; Fungi; Ascomycota; Sordariomycetes; Hypocreales; Nectriaceae
Exons: 2
Coding region: 196-1425 (409 amino acids)
Biological process (GO): malate transmembrane transport
Cellular component (GO): membrane
Molecular function (GO): malate transmembrane transporter activity
Source: RefSeq, a predicted model, not a curated record
AAUCAUUGAUCGACGCCUGAUAUCUUUAAAAUCUCACUGAGGGCGGUUUAAUAAUUGGCUUAUCAAGAACCUCGCAUCUCAGCCUUCCUGGCCUAAUCAUGACUAACGAUAACCCAUCACCAAGUUAAACUUUCGUCACGACCUUGAUCAAACACUUUCAUCCUUCAUUGUUUCUCGCUCUCUAUCGGUCUCAGAAUGUCUUUUUCCGCAGACGGCGAUGGUCGUCUCGACCUCAAACGCCGCGUCCAAGACAUGGACAAUGAUAACUGGAAAGAAGGCCAUACACGAGUGGCAGGACAGAAGCACUUCAGGUCUACAGCCAACGUUCGAGUCGUGGAACGCCUCAAGCACAUAACAUGGGCAUGGUUCACAUUUGUCAUGAGCACAGGCGGUAUUGCGCUACUGCUACAUUCAACACCACAUCAGUUUCGAGGUCUGCAGGUUAUCGGCAAGAUCUACUUUAUCCUUACGUUGGUCCUUUUUGUAACUAUCGUAUCCGGUCUUGUAUUUCGCUUCAUGAAGACGGCAAAUGCGCUGAGGAAUAGCUUAAUGCAUCCCACUGAGAGCCUUUUCUUCCCGUGCUCUCUACUCAGCGUCGCUACUAUCAUUGCGAAUGCAACUGUAUAUGGAAUUCCCGCUACUGGGCCGUGGCUAGCUACUGCGUUGCGAGUGUGUUUUUGGUUGUAUGCUGGUCUUUCGAUCUUAUCAGCAAUAGUCCAGUUCUACGUCCUAUUUACCGGAGCUCAUUUGCCUAUUCAUUCCAUGACACCAGCAUGGAUUCUACCAGUAUUCCCAGCAAUGCUCACUGGGACUCUCGCUUCUGCCCUCAUGUCCUCUCAGAGCCCGGAACAUCGGAUGUCAAUGCUAGUAGCUGGUCUGACUUUCCAGGGUCUUGGGUGGACCGUAUCUUUGUUUAUGUAUCCGUUGUAUUUGGGCAGGUUGAUGCAGGAUGGUCUUCCAGCACCAGCAAUGCGACCUGGCAUGUUCAUCGCUGUAGGCCCAGCAGGAUACACAGCUGUGGCCAUCAUUGGUAUGUCGAGAUCACUUCCUGAAGGCUAUGGCUACUUUGCGACAUACCCAAUGGCGAACGAAAUCCUUCGAGUGCUGGCACUCUGGACUGGCGUAUGGAUCUGGUGUGUCGGCUUCUGGUUCCUUGGAUUCAGCCUCUUCGCCGUCCUCACCUCUGCAUUGAGAUGGAAAUUAAAGUUCAGCAUGAGUUGGUGGGCUUUUGUCUUCCCGAAUAUUGGCUUCACACUAGCUACGGCGUACAUUGGUGAGGAAUUGCAGAGUGAAGGGAUUAAGUGGGUGUCAAGUGCAAUGACAAUCUUGCUCGUGAUCAUGUGGUUCGUUGUUUUAUAUGGAAUGAUCUCGGCGGUGAUUCGCAGGAAGCUUCUAUGGCCUGGACGGGAUGGCGAUGAAUCCUAAUGAAGCUGCUUAAUGAUAGACUAGACAAUUCGAUAGUUGUAGAUCCCAGGUCGAUCCCCCAUACUGAGAAAUUCUUCGUCAUCUGUAAGAGGCGCAAACUUACUAAAAUCCCUAUUCUCAGC